AUGGCUCCCAUUGCUCCAGGUGAUCUGAACUAUUUCACAUGUACUUUGGGCGAAGCCAGUAGUAGGAGAUUAACCCCGGUCGAUGAAUAUGACACGAUCAAUGAACUCCUCGAUCACCAUGCUGAGAAGUAUGGAGAUCAAUUAGCUAUAGCGAUCCCUGAAGAAAUCGUCAAUAGAAAGGAUUCUGAAGGGAAUUCAUUUGCUGGAUCAUCUUAUGGUACCGAACGAGUAUUGAAUGGUCAGGGAGCAUCUUCGUCUUCUAGUAAUGGAAGAAAAGAAACAAGACAUGCCUCACCAGAAAGGAAUCCAACACGAGUUUUGAAUGGCAAUGGAGUCCAUGUCGCUGGUGCUGAAGCGGCCCCUACAGAAUGGAAAGUCCAUCUUUAUAAUUUCCAAGAACUUCGAGAUUGUUCAUUGAAAUUGUCCCACAAAUUAGCAUCUUCCGAGGAGCUUUUUCCAUCUGAUAAUGUAACCGCAAGAGAUUCGACACGCACCAAGUGUGUCGGUCUCAUGGGUAAAAGCGAUUUUGCCUUUCUAUUCAGUUGGUUGGCAUUAAUGCGAUUGGGGGUAUCCGUCAUGGUCAUGGUGCCAUCACUCAGCUCAGAAGCUGUUCGGCAUCUUUGUAAACAAUGUGAUAUUGAUAUUGUAUUUUACGACGUUGACCUCCUACAACAAUAUGCGGAAAUCCAGAAACUCGAAAAUAUCUCACGCAGCACUCCACUUCAGAUGCGGGGGUAUUCAAGGAAAUCUACCAUGGAAUUAAUAUCACAUCCCGAAAGAAUUCCAUCACAUAUUCCAUCGUACAAGGUCACGGGUAAAACCCCAGCUUACAAUCAUCAUACCUCUGGCACCUCUGGCCUUCCGAAGCCUGUUCCCUACACUCACCAUGUUGCAUGCGGAGUUUUGCCAAUUCUGGAUGGUCGAGGAACAUUGUCCUUUACCACAACACCUUUAUACACCGGCGGCAUUGCAGAUUGUUUGCGUGCUUGGACUAGUCUAUCAAUAAUCUGUCUUGCCCCUGAUGGUCAGCACCCACUCACUUCGGAGACAAUCAUUAAUUGUUUCUCGCAAAUCAAAGAGAAGUAUGAAUCAUCUAUACGUAGAGUGCAUAAAUUCGGAACGCGACCUAGGUCAAAAUCGCUCACGCUUAGAUUGGCCAAUCAAAUUCCAAAGUCAAUAUAUUUCUCUUGUGUCCCGACUAUAGCGCAAAUGCUUUCUACGACAUCUAGAGGACUUGAAUUCCUUCGUUCGAUGGAUAUUGUAGGUGUAGGCGGCGCUAGUUUAUCAGAAGAAGACGGAAAACUGCUUGUCUCUGAAGGAAUAAAUCUCGUUUCUCGUUAUGGUAGUGCAGAGUGUUCAUUUCUUCUCUCGACCCACCGAGACUACAAAACCGACAAAGAGUGGCAAUAUUUCAGAGCCGUGGAAGGUGUUGAUUCUCUCAAAUUUGAGCCACUAAAUGAUGGUUCUAAUAGAUAUGAAUUGGUGGUCAUGAGUGACUGGCCACAAUUUCCAAAGGCCAAUCGAGAGGAUGGAUGUUUCGCAACAAGUGAUCUAUUUGAGCCACAUCAUUCUAUAGAGAAUGCAUGGAAACAUGUCGGUAGAGGUGAUGCCCAAAUCACUCUUUCGACUGGAAAGAAAUUCGAUCCCAUUUACACGGAAGAAGCAUUGAAGAGGUUUCCCGAUAUAAAAGAUGCAUUUGUCUUCGGAAAUGGACAAAUGUACCCCGGAGUAAUAAUCAUCAAGUCCUCAAACGCUACAAGUAACUUCACCGAUGAUGAAUUCAGGGACAUGAUUUGGCCAUAUGUUAAGGAUGUAAACAAAACGGUUCCACCCCAUGCAAAAAUCUACAAAGACAUGUUAGUCCUAAAGCCACAUACCGAUUCAUUGGAAAAAACUGCAAAAGGAACCACAAAGAGGCAAAGUGCCAACAUGCACUAUGAACCCGACAUCAAAAGUGCUUAUGAUGGCGAUGCGUCAGCGUUCAACAGUGAAGUCUCAUUAGAAAGUGUUAUGGAAGUUGUCAAAACAGCCAUUGGCGCUCCGAUAGACCUGCAAUAUGACUCCAACUUUCGGGCUCAUCACAUCGAUUCUGUUCAGGCGACGCGGAUUCGAUCGCAUCUCAAUUUGGCUUUCCUUCGCGGGUCUAAACCCUUUCCUUGGAACUUAGUCUAUCAAUGUGGUAGUGUCACAGGGCUUACCGAAUACAUCAAAGCCUCUCAGAAUGGAUCUAUUCCCGAGAAUGAGAAGGAUGAAGUGCAUCAGAUGAACAGCAUGGUUGAACAGUAUAGUAGAUCGUUCAAGGACGAAACAAAAUCAUGUAACACGCCUGAAGAGGAAACCAUAAUUGUAACUGGAGUCACCGGUACUCUUGGUAUGAACAUAGUCGAAUUGUUGCGAUUUAUGACUACAAGUCAUGAGGCACUUCGGAUCGUUUGCUUCGUUCGAGCCAAAAAUGACGAAGAAGCACGUGAGAGAGUAGAAUGGGCGUUGCAGUCUCAUUAUCCCGAAAACUUGGAAUUCAAUGCCCCAAAUAUCGAGUGCAGAGCUGUGAAAUUAGAUCAAAAUGAGUUAGGCCUUUCAAGAGAUGUAUUGAAAGAUCUUCGUCAAAAUGCUACCACAAUCAUUCAUGCAGCCUGGGAGGUUAAUUUCUCCAUUCCCUUGAAAGAUUUCACCGAGCAAUUUCAAGGACUUCGCAACUUGAUAGAUUUCUCCCUGUCUGGGGAAGCACCGAAACAUCUCGUCUUCUGUUCAUCUACUGCAAGCGUGGCUAACACUAAAAUCGAAGAGAACGAGGACAAGGAGAAAGACAACGACGAGGAGGACUUCAAAAUUAUAGAAAGCAUAAAUCGCAAUCCUUUGGAUGCCGGUCCGUUGGGUUACUCGAAGAGCAAGUGGGUUGCUGAAGCGAUCUGCUCUUCAGCCUGUCAAAUGACAAGAGCAAAUAUUAGUAUUGUGAGAAUUGGUCAAUUAUCAGGCAACACUUUCAAUGGAAGCUGGAACGAAAAAGAAGCAUGGCCACUAAUGCUAAGCACCGGCGGCCCUGAGUGUCUAAAUUCUCUACCUGAACUCGACAUCCCACUUUCCUGGCUUCCAGUCAAUACAGCAGCUGCAGCUGUGAUUGAAAUUGCUUGUCAAAAGAUUUCUUGGAAGCCUCUACAACCACGCCCAUCCUCACAUGAAGCAAGUGUCUUUCAUCUAGUGAAUAAUUCGACGGACAUAACAUGGAGGCACUUGUUAAAAUGGAUCGGUCACGAGGGCAAAACUGAGGAAUUUGAAAAAUGGCUGCAACGUGCUAAAUCGCCAAGUCCCGUGGGAUUGAAAGAAAAUCACCCGGCUAGAUCAUUACUUGGCUUUUGGAAAGACAUGGAAAAGCAGAGUAAGGAGGACUCUACGAGAAAGGCAACAUUUGGUCUUCUAAGAACAAGACAGGUUUCUGAGACCAUGCGUGACUUCACUGAUAUUGAUGAGGAGUAUGUGAAAACUAUUUGGGGAUGGGUUCAAGCUGUUGCACGAAAGUGGGCAGAUGAGAACAAUGGUGAACCAAAGAAGAAAGCUUCCUCAUUAAAAACAGAAGAAUCUUCGAGAGCGGAAUCGCCUGUGGGAUCGGAAGCAUCUCUGGUAAAGGAUUCGGCAGCAUCUAUGAAAUCGGAUGAUGAUGAAGGUGUUAGUGGAAUUAAUGUUACUUCAAAGAAAGAUGUACGCGUUUCUAUGGACUCGUCUUUGGGAUCGGAUUCGAAUGUUCCUCGGAAAAAGUAG
This is a messenger RNA of Botrytis porri, 3756 nucleotides long. RefSeq lists its product as uncharacterized. The record is from RefSeq and is a predicted model, not a curated record. NCBI's taxonomy places the organism in Eukaryota, Fungi, Ascomycota, Leotiomycetes, Helotiales, Sclerotiniaceae. Bases 1 to 3756 code for a protein of 1251 amino acids. The transcript is spliced from 6 exons.